Mya arenaria is the source of this 3366-nucleotide messenger RNA. Its product is annotated as lim and transglutaminase domain protein ltd-1-like. The transcript has 11 exons. The record is from RefSeq and is a predicted model, not a curated record. NCBI's taxonomy places the organism in Eukaryota, Metazoa, Mollusca, Bivalvia, Myida, Myidae. Bases 286 to 2622 code for a protein of 778 amino acids.
UCUGUCUGAAUGCAGAGAAUUUGAGAUAUCAAAGAUAAUAUUUUAAACUUUAGAUAAAUUUGAAUCGGUAGACUUUUAUGUGCUGCAUGUGAAUGGGAUAUACCAUCGUUUUUAAUGCAAAAUUUUGAAUUUCAUUUAAGUGUGGCUUGCUUUAAUUCACAUCAAUAUAAACUACAAUUCUAAUUACCAAAGUACUGCCCCAGUGCAGAGAGUCGAGUAUCUGCGAUCUCCUCAGAAUAGGAAGACAAGUUAUUUAAGCACGAUUGCAGGUACAAAUAGGUAACAAUGGGUUGUAGCUCCUCCUCUCCUGACACCAAUAACAAUCAACCAGUUGCAAAGAAAUCUCCAAAAGCCAAAUCUUCGGGAAGUAAUGUAGGGGCUGAAAACGAGACUAACCGGAAACGAGAAAACAACCAUCCGGAACUGAAACAGGAACCGGAAAUAGAAGAUGUGGAUGUUCCGAAAACUGAGCAUGGCUAUCCUGUUGCCAAGGAACCGCCUGACAGGAAAGCUGACAUAUUUAAUCCACAGAAGUUAAAGGGAGUUGAAGCGAGGGCGAGAGCGGCGCCCGACAACUUGGCAGACAGCUAUGAAGAACUCAUUGCGUACCUAACAUCAGAAUGUAAAAAUGACGUAGAGAAAGUACGCGCACUGUUUAUUUGGAUGGCCAAUCAGGAAAUAGAUGAUGGUAACUAUAGCAACGUGACCGGAAGUGACACACCACGUGGAAUUAUGAAGCUGAUGAAAGACAACAGAGCUUCCUAUUCUUCAUUCUUUGCUCUUUUAUGCAGGAAGGCGGGUAUACAAUGCGUUAUCAUCGACGGGUAUGCAAAGAGUGCCGGAUAUAAGGUUGGCGAUUCUGACGAUGAUGUGAAAAAACUAAACAAUAGUUGGAAUGCCGUAUAUGUAGCCGGGGGAUGGCGUAUCGUUUUCCCUUUGUGGGCAUGUUCUGCAGUGGUUGGACAUUCAACUGGAGUGUACACAAAAGUUGAAGUCAAAGGAAAGGCUGUAAGGGAAAAGGAAGUUGAGUCAUCUGGAAAAACCAUAAAACACUUCAACGACUAUUACUUCUUUACCGACCCUGAAAUGUUCAUUUUUGAUGCGUUUGCAAAAGAUAAACGUUGGCAACUUUUAAACCGGCCCUGGGACUUUGCCAAAUAUUGUGAUAUUCCUUACGUCCGCCGUUAUUACUUCGAUGAAAAAGUAGACAUACGCAGUAAGUUCAGUGGCCGCUUAGUUGCAAAAGAUGGAGAGUGCCAUAUUGAAAUAUCUUGUGGAGACCCAAGAGGCAUUACCCUUGACUAUGAACUGUACUAUAAUCAUGUUGAAUCAGGAAGAGAGAUUUCGUCUUCAUUGCAACUAAACAAUUUUGUGUUCUUGAACAGAACUGGUUCAAGAUGGGACUUUGGCAUUCGCUUUCCCGAAACUGGAGUAUAUAAGCUACAGAUAGUAGGAGGGAAAGGUUAUGAAGGUGACAUGUGCGCAUUUAAAAUCAGAGCUGAUGAGGUAAAAGAUGAUGUCAAACCACUUCCAUUCAAUCCAGGGAAGGUUGGUUACGGGCCUACUAUGGACACCGAACUUGCCGGGAUAAAGGCCAUCUCACACAAAAGUGGUUUGGUGAAGAUGAACAUCAAGAAACAUAUGGAAUUUAACUUCAAGUUGACGAAGGACAUUGUUGUGAGGACCGAACUACUUCAUUCUACGAUUUCGAAAGAAGAGUUACAGCAAUAUUGCGUGACUACACAACGUAACAGGAAUGUACAUGUGGCUGUGAACGUUCCCGAAGAAGGAGAGUAUGCAUUGGCGCUCCACGCGCAACAAAAGAACCACAGUGACUAUGACAAUGUUUGUAACUACUUAUUGACGUCGGAAACAGGGAAAAAGAAACGUCAGCGGAAAUGGGAGACACCGCAGGAAAAGAAAACAAGACGAAAUGUUACGGACCUGUCUAAGACCCGUGGCACAAAGAACCUAUCGGAACUAGAGAGCGAAAUUGAACGUUUCCACAAGCUUGAUAUGGAAGAUAAGGGCGAACUUGCUAAAGCAGAAGAUGCGCUAGAAUACAAGAAAGACCGAAAAGAACUCGAAGACGCCAUGAACAGGCGCCAUCUUGAAACUCUUGAAAAGGCAAUCGCCAGGGGAGAGAAAAGUCGUUUCAGGGACAAACUUACAAAACAGCUGGAUGAGGCUAAAGAUAUCAGAGAACAUCUGUUGCAUCUCAACAAAAUUGCACAUGAUAUCCUUGAGAUGAAACAGCCGACAAUAUCUGAGUUGCGAAGUUAUAAAAUACCACAGCCAAUCAUUCAAGACAUCAUGCGAGCGACCUUCCUAAUGUUGGGAGAAAGGCGUUCAGAUCUUGAAGACUGGGAGGAUCUUCAAGUAUUGAUGGGCAGACUUGGUAAAGACAGCAUGAUAAGACGUGUAAGGCAAUUUGAUACUGUAAGCGUACAACCAUCUGUCCAGAAAGAAGUGGAAAAGAUGCUUGAUGAACAUUCUGAAAUAGAUGCUAGAAAAGCCAGUGCCGGAGCAGGGACAUUUUAUGUCUGGUUGCGUGAUGUUUGCAUAGCACUUGGCCAGCAAGAUCAACACAAUGGAACGCAAGUUACAGAAGAGGGCGCCUAGAUGAACAUGUGUACUUACUUAACAUUAUUGUGAUAAUAGGAUAGUUAUUUGGUAUUUUGAAUCAUUGGUAUUGAACUGGGUCUUAAAUAUGCGACGAGUUACCACAUCACCAUGUUUGCAUCGCGCUUGACGACCAACAAGCACAGCGAAAUGAAACUGAAGUAUGUGUGCAUACGUCCAAUUCACGAUGUUGUUCUUGCUGACAAAACGCCUACAUAAAACACACAAGUUACCUUCUUACCAAACCUAACACUUAACGAGAAGUUCCAGUGCCACAGUAUCAUAAUUUGAAGAUAUACUAUCUCGUUAUUAGGAUAUAUCUUAUUCUUAUAAGCAUCUCUAAAUAACGAAUCUAAUAACCUCGUAAUUAGGAGAUCUUCUGAUAAGGACAUUACUUCUUCUAAUUAGGACUUCUUAGUUUAUUAAGAUUAGGACUUAUUUUAUCCUAAUAAUGUGAUUGUAUCUCCUUAUUAGGCGGUAACAAAUAAAAAAAAAAUAUUAAAGACUGCAGCAUUUUCGCCAAAUUAGGAUCUAAUUUGUUAAAAUUAGGACUUAUAAUCUCGUUACAAGGUCAUAAUAUCUCUUUUUUAUAUUAUUGACUGUGACACUAGGAACUUUGCAGCACAUGCACUCGUGUAUUUUGAGUUUCCUUCCUGUGAUAAAAAACAUUCAUGUGCUAUAUAUGUAUUUAUAAUUUAUAACGUUAUGAAAUAAAGUAAACAGAAUAAAUAUAUUAAAAAUAGA